Daphnia magna is the source of this 3416-nucleotide messenger RNA. RefSeq lists its product as uncharacterized. Lineage: Eukaryota; Metazoa; Arthropoda; Branchiopoda; Diplostraca; Daphniidae. The record is from RefSeq and is a predicted model, not a curated record. The transcript is spliced from 4 exons. The coding region runs from base 350 to 1225 and encodes 291 amino acids.
UUAUUGUUAAAGAAAAGCAUGCAACGCAGCACAACACUGGCAAAUUUUCAGCAGAACAGCAGAGAGAAGCAGACGACAGUAUUUUGUAAAAUUCUAGAUUUCAAAUAUUUGAAUUUGAACAUUCAAACUACUUUUUUUCUGCAUAGAAUUAAUUGAUUUUUUAAGUGUAGUGAUUGAUUUCUAUUCCAGAUUAUUUUCCCACAAAGACAGUAAUGUCAGACCCUGAACUUAUAUCAGUCGAUCUUUGUGCUGGUGAAUCUACUAGUCUUGAUGUCAUUGAAGUCGUUGUACCCACAAACAUUCAAAAUGAUAAAGAAAGAGACGGUCGCAAUAAAGUGAGCAUUAGUGGAUGUGGAACAAAGGCCAAACAGAACUACAAACAGACUUCCGUACAACAUCAGUCGAUCUUUGUGCUGGUGAAUCUACUAGUCUUGAUGUCAUUGAAGUCGUUGUACCCACAAACAUUCAAAAUGAUAAAGAAAGAGACGGUCGCAAUAAAGUGAGCAUUAGUGGAUGUGGAACAAAGGCCAAACAGAACUACAAACAGACUUCCGUACAAAACUUUUUCAAAGUUCCUGUUAGUAUGUCUCUUCCAGUAGCAGUGUCUCUUCCAGUAGAAGUGUCUCUUCCAGUAGCAGUGCCUCUUCCAGUAGCAGUGUUACCUAUUCCUACUUGCACAUCACCAUCAUCUAGAACAACGGAAGAGAUAUGUGCAACUUCAAUAGUCGUAACCAAUCCUGAUUUUGCUUCACCAGACUCGACAGAGCCCAGCAAAAAGAAGAAACCAUAUUACAGACAAAAAUUUGUCGACAAAUGGCUUGCAGAAGAAGAAUUCAAACCAUGGCUGGAAAAAAGGCUAAGUCCAUCCAAAAACUGCUUGACAGUCUAUUGCAAGUUUUGUUGCGUAGAAUGUACAAAUGGCCGCUCUGAACUCGUUCGACAUAUGGCUACCCGCAUUCACUUGCAGCAGGGAAAUACGUGGGCGUUGAAGCUGGUGGAACAGCAACGGAUUACGAUGCAAAGGUUUGUCAGCGGCUCCACCAAGCAAGCAGAACUAGAGGGAAGACUGACUCUCUUCAUCGCGGACAACCACCUUGCUCUUUCUGUCAUUGACAGUUUAAGCGACCUUUUGAAGAAAUGUUUUCCAGAUGACGAAAGAGUUCGUAAGCUUGCUUUAAAGAAACAACAACUAGGAAACAUCGUUCGCUAUGGUACGUACGGAUAAGCAACGAAUAAUUUUUUUUCGUUCUUAGAACGGAGACUGUGUUGUAUGUUUUAUCUUUCUGUCUCUUGGUGGUUGGCGCAAUUGUAUCAUGAGAGUAUAGACUACAAAAAUUUUGCCUUGGCUGCCCGGCAACCAUCCCAUUUUGUUUGCCACUUGAACCACUUGACGGAUUUACUCUACGGGCCAGUAAAUUGUUAUAGUAGUUGAAAGAAAAAGUAAAAGAUAUCGUUACAAAAGCGGAAAGAUAUCAUCAUUUAUUUUCAUACACCUCAAACGAAAAAUGGAAUACGAUCUGAAGUAAUUCCUAAAGAUCGUAUAUUUAUUUAAGAAAAGUUUAUUUUUGUGUAGCUGAACUUACUUUUUUAAUUCCAGGUUUUGGAGAUCAUCUGAAAAAGGAUCUGGUGAACACCUUGAAAGAGGUUUUUUCUCAAUUAUUAUUGACGAAACGACUGAUGUCUCAGUAAAGGGACAAUUAGCGUGUGUAGUGCAGUAUUGGUGCCUCGACAAACACAGGCUGGUUGUUAAACUGCUCGACUUAAUUGAAGUCGAAUCGGCAACCGCUGAUGGGUUAUCUACUAGUGUUUUAAAAUUGCUGGAAAGAGAAAAUAUUCCACUGGAGAGAGUCAUCGGGUUUAGUGCCGACACCUGCAGUACAAUGUUUGGAAGGCAUCAUUCCGUUUCCACUCUGUUGACCUCUGCUUUGCCGAACAUUUUAACCGUAAAGUGUUCAUGCCAUUCCAUGAAUCUUUCGGCUUCAUACGCUUGCAAGAGGCUUCCUGUAGACAUUGAGGAUGGUCUGCGCAUUGUUUUUAACCACUUUAGCCACAGCACAGCUCGCCGACGUAAUUUUUCCGCCUUUCUGGAGUUCGUUGGAGUCGCAAAAAAUAGAAUCUUGUCCCCCGGACAAACAAGAUGGCUAUCGCUUGAGGCCUGUGUCUGGCGUGUGAAAGAUCAGCUACCGGCAUUGAAAGAAUAUUUUGAAUCUGAGUACCAAGAGUCGAAUACUCAAACCAACAAAGCGGUUAUAGCUUCCUUAAAGCAUCCAUUGACCGUUCCUUUUUUGCUUUUUGUUGGUCAUGCCUUAAGCCAGAUGAACGAAGUUAACACCCAAUUCCAAUCAGAGUCUCCACAACUCCAUCUCCUAAAAGGAGCUAUUGAGGGACUUAUGCAGAGCUUUGCAACAAACUUCAUGAAUCCAAGGUACGUCAUCAGCCGUGAAGUUGCAAAAAUUGACGUGUGGCUUACAUCGGAGUACGUUAGCCUUAGAAAGGUUUAUCUCGGUAAGUAACUUUUAAACCCAUAAUAAAUUCCCUUAAUGCAUGAGCCAUUUAACCCAAAUAUUAGGAGAAGCUGCCAAUCAAUGGAUCCAAAAGUGCACUGAAUUGAGCACUGAAGACCUUGAUUAUAUUUUCAAGCUAUGUCGGAGCUUUUACAUCGAAGCUUUUCUACAGCUUCAACAACGAUAUAGCUUCAAGGACAGUUUUUUUGCAAUAGCUGAUCUCUUACAUCCCAAAAAUGCCCGUAGUUGUGAGCCUUCUAAUUUAACCUCUCUUUUCCAGCAUUUCCUGUUUUAGGAAAGAAUAUUAACACGUCGAAAGCCGAACUGGACUGGCGAUCCCACAUUCAUCUUGAACCUGAGUUUUUUGGUUGCGCCAACGAUGGCUCGGUGAGACUCCUUGAUGCCGAAAGUUACUGGAGUACUGUUUUGAAAUGCAAAACUCCAAAUGGUAGUACGAAGUUUCCAAACUUGGCCGUUUGUAUUGCUUUUUUAUUUUCAAUGCCGUACAGCAAUGUUGCAGCUGAGAGGGUUUUUAGUAUGCUCAAGCUUAUUAAAACUGAUGGUAGAAAUUCAUUGCAUAAUAUUACAUUAUCUAGUCUAAUGCGGAUUAAAGAUUGGCUGAAAGUAACUGGAAGAUCUGCUUGUGAUGCAGAAUUCAGUGAACAAUUAAUAAAAAGCGUUUUGUCUGUUGUUGCUAAUCAAGCUAUUGAGCCUGGCAUCAGAAGUGGCGUAGAUGGAGCUUGCCAAACUCCUGAUGUUCUCCCUUUUUAACUGUGUGCUGUUCCCUUUUAUGUGAGUAAUUUAAAAGUUAUAACCUAGUCUCCGCCUCCGUAAAUGUUGCAGUUUGACGAGGAGCUGUCAUUAUCUAAUGUUUUUCAAUGUGCAAUUCGGAAUACAAAGAAUCUGGUCGGA